This is a messenger RNA of Cryphonectria parasitica EP155, 642 nucleotides long. RefSeq names its product Fcf1-domain-containing protein. Gene Ontology annotation, cellular component: small-subunit processome; nucleolus. Lineage: Eukaryota; Fungi; Ascomycota; Sordariomycetes; Diaporthales; Cryphonectriaceae. The transcript is spliced from 4 exons. The coding region runs from base 40 to 642 and encodes 200 amino acids. The record is from RefSeq and is a predicted model, not a curated record.
AACUUUGCACUCAAAGGAUCUUCGCGAUACAUAUGCAAAAUGGGUGUCGCAAAGACGACCAGGAAAUUUGCUCAAACUAAGCGCAUCAUCGGCAAACGGGAUGCACGGCUCAAGGAGAAUAAGGACAAGGCCGACAUCGUCCAGGAGACCAAGAAGAAGGCCACCGCAAAUGGCGAGCUGAUCCGCGAGGUGCCCCAGGCACCGUCGUCCAUGUUCUUCCAGCACAAUACGGCCCUCGUACCUCCCUAUCAGGUCCUCGUCGAUACCAACUUCCUGUCCCAUACCGUCUCUCGGAAGAUCGAGUUGCUCGAAGGCAUGAUGGACGCACUGUACGCAAAGUGCGAGGUUCUGAUCACCUCGUGUGUUAUGGCUGAGUUGGAGAAGCUUGGGCCCAAAUAUCGGAUUGCCCUUCGUAUCGCCCGCGACGAACGGUGGAAGCGCCUCCCCUGCGAGUCCGUCCACAGCGGAACCUACGCCGACGAUUGCAUCGUCGACAGGUGCAUGAAGCACCGCAUCUACAUUGUCGCCACAAACGACCGAGACCUGAAGCGUCGUCUUCGCAAGAUUCCCGGUGUGCCAAUUAUGAGCGUCGGCCGGGGCAAAUAUGUCAUUGAGAGACUGCCAGAUGCUCCUUCAACCUGA